Messenger RNA from Thermothelomyces thermophilus ATCC 42464, 1631 nucleotides. RefSeq lists its product as uncharacterized. Lineage: Eukaryota; Fungi; Ascomycota; Sordariomycetes; Sordariales; Chaetomiaceae. The coding region runs from base 75 to 1619 and encodes 514 amino acids. The record is from RefSeq and is a predicted model, not a curated record. The transcript is spliced from 6 exons.
UUUUUGGCUUGGUGGAUUGUAACACAAGCUCGCUCGCCUGCUGCAGAGGUUAAGGACUCGGCUUCGGUGCCCCUAUGACGGACGACGCGGGAGCCAUGGACGACUACAUGUUCCGGUCCUAUGUGACCCAGUUCAAGUACGUGCACGAAGAGACAAGUUAUCUCGAGAUCUUUAACUACACGGAUCCCUCAUUCAACACCUGCGAGGAGCACCGGUUCCGCUCCGACGAGCUACAGGAUGAGUUUGGCAACUUUCUACACAGAAGAGGGGCGUUCGCACCCCCUAAGCUACGGCCUGGCGUUGAGUUGGUGAGCGGGAUCCGGUUGAUUCUCCAGCAAAAUGCGCAGCACCCAGAGACCUUCACGCCCUGUUAUCUAUCUCUUACCCACCAGGCAUAUGAGGACAUGAUCCGGGCCUGGCACCUCCCCUUCCGCGCCAUUGAGGGCAGCAGCGUCGUGGGGCCCUUCUUUUGGUCGGCCUUUGAUCAGGACGACGAUGACCCGCAUCUGCAAAUCAUCUUUCGCAAGUCGGACGUGCGCAAGAAGGGCAAGACGCGCGGGUGGGAGCUGAUGCUGUCCCACUCGUUCCGCACGCACAUCACGACGGGGUACGCCAAGGGGACGCCGUCGUCGGACAUCGUCGAGAGCAUCCGGCACCUGCGGGCAUGCGCGGGCCAGGUGAUGCACCCGCUGCUGCUGCCGGUCAUCAUCCUGAGCCACGACCUGUCGAUGAAGAACGACCAGAAGCAGCGGCAGGCGCGCCAGUGGCUGCGCGACCUCGAGGCCGCCGUCAGCAUGCGCCAGGAGGUGCUCGAGGAGGAGAGCAAGUACAUGCGCGGGCCCAUGAUCGACCUCGACCUGAUCAACAUGGACCUGGUCGAGUGCCACUCCCAGGUCCUCUGGAAGCGGCCCCAGGCCUACCAGGAGAUCGUCUCGGCCGUCCGCCAGGCCAUGGACCGCUUCUGGUCCCGCGCCGCCGCCGACCCGGCCUACGGCGGCCGCGGCGGCACCGUCGACAAGGUCCACCGCAGCAUGCUCUCCCGCCUCGACUUUUACCAGGCCAAGCUCAAGGGCAUCGAGAACUACGCCCACAUUACCCUCGAGCGGCUGACCAUCCAGCGGGCAGCCCUCUACAACAUCAUCGCCCAAAAGGAGUCCAAGCUGGGCCUCCAGAUGGCCGGGGAGCAGCGGCGGCUCGCGCACGCGGCCAAGCGCGACAGCACCGAGAUGAAGGUCCUCUCCCUGCUGGGCGCCAUCUUCCUGCCGGCCACGUACCUGGCCUCCAUCUUCGGCAUGGCCUUUUUCAACUUUGUCCCCGACGGCGGCGGCGGCAACAACAACAACAACAACAAUGGGGGCCCGGCGGAGGGCUCGGGUGACGGCGGAAGCAAGUGGAACUCCGUGUCGCCGCUGCUGUGGAUCUACUUCGCCAUCACGGUGCCGCUGACCGUCGUCGUCGUCGUCUGCUGGUGCCUGUGGGACCGCCGGCGCGAGCGCCGGUUCGAGGCCGAGGACGCCGACAUCGAGGCCGGCAUCGAGAAGAUGGAGGCCCAGAUCAUGGCCACCAUGCGGAAGCGCACCAUGAGCAAGAUGCGCACGUGGGAGGUCGGCAAGCAUUAACUUUACGGUUUU